Salvia splendens (bonfire salvia) is the source of this 1853-nucleotide messenger RNA. RefSeq names its product cytochrome P450 78A7. NCBI's taxonomy places the organism in Eukaryota, Viridiplantae, Streptophyta, Magnoliopsida, Lamiales, Lamiaceae. The coding region runs from base 32 to 1648 and encodes 538 amino acids. The transcript is spliced from 2 exons. Gene Ontology annotation, molecular function: oxidoreductase activity, acting on paired donors, with incorporation or reduction of molecular oxygen; monooxygenase activity; iron ion binding. The record is from RefSeq and is a predicted model, not a curated record.
UCACAACUCUUCCUAUCUCACUCAAAAAAAAAUGUCUGUAUCCAUGGCAACAAAGGAUUCAAGCUGGUGGGUUUUAACCCUUCCCGCUUUCCUGGGCUCGAAAAUCCUGGUGGAUGAAUACUUCAUCAUCGCCACCCUCUCCAUCUUCGUCUCCCUCGCCAUCCUCUCCUACCUCCUCUCCCCCGGCGGUGCCGCCUGGAAAAACAACCGCACCCGCCUCGGCCCCGUCUCCAUCCCGGGCCCCCGCGGCCUCCCCUUCCUCGGCUCCCUCCUCUCCUUCUCCCACGGCUCCCUCGCCCACCGCACCUUACACUCCCUCGCCUCCUCCCACCCCUCCCGCCGCCUCCUCAUGGCCUUCUCCCUCGGCCGCACCCCCGCCGUCGUCUCCUCCGACCCCCAAAUCGCCAAAGAAAUCCUCACCUCCGUCAACUUCUCCGACCGCCCCAUCAAGCAGUCCGCCCGCUCCCUCAUGUUCUCCCGCGCCAUCGGCUUCGCUCCCAACGGCGCCUACUGGCGCCUCCUCCGCCGCAUCGCCGCCUCCCACCUCUUCGCCCCCCGCCGCAUCGCCGCCCACGAGCCCGGCCGCUCCAAAGACGCUUCCUCCUUGCUUUACGACAUCGCUUUUGAUCAGUCCCGAAACGGCGCCGUUUCCGUCAGGAGGCAUCUCCAGAAGGCCGCCUUGAACAACAUCACCGGCAGCGUUUUCGGGCGGAGGUACGAGGGCGCGGAAGCCGCCGAGCUGGAGGAUAUGGUUAGGGAGGGAUUCGAGCUGCUCGGUGCCUUCAACUGGUCAGACUAUGUGCCGUGGAUGACUUUGUUCUACGAUCCCCGCCGCAUUUCCGCUCGCUGCCAAUCCCUCGUGCCACGUGUCAGGAAGUUUGUCGCUGAGAUCAUCCAAGACCACAGGCAGAAGAAGCGAGAAGAAAACGUGUCCUUUACCGGUGAUUUCGUUGACGUUUUGCUGUCUUUGGAUGGCGAUGAGAAGCUCGAUCAGGAUGACAUGAUCGCCGUCUUGUGGGAAAUGAUAUUCAGAGGAACGGACACUACAGCUCUGCUGACCGAGUGGAUACUAGCGGAGCUGAUUCUCCACCCCGAAAUCCAGGCCAAGCUCCGCCGCGAAAUCGACGAUCUCGCGGCGGCAAAGGGAGGAGAGCUGACUGAUGCUGACGUGGCGGGCCUCCCGUAUCUUCAGGGUGUGGUGAAAGAGACUCUCCGUGUCCACCCGCCAGGCCCCCUUCUGUCUUGGGCCCGCCUCUCCACGUCGGAUGUCCAGCUCAGCAACGGCAUGGUGGUCCCCGGUGGCACGACGGCUAUGGUCAACAUGUGGGCCAUCGCCCACGAUCCCGCCGUGUGGGAGAAUCCCCAGGAGUUCCGCCCCGAGCGCUUCGUGCCCUCCAUGGGCGGGGCUGAUGUGGACGUGCGCGGUGGGGAUCUGAGGCUGGCUCCGUUUGGCGCCGGCCGGAGGGUCUGCCCCGGUAAGUAUCUCGGGAUGGCCACCGUGGGCAUGUGGGUGGCCAAGCUCGUGCGCAGGUUCGAGUGGGCCGAGGAUGCUGCCUACCCGGUCGAUUUGAACGAGAUGCUUAAGCUGUCCUGCGAGAUGAAGUUUCCCUUGUCAGCGGUGGUGGUCGAGAGGGACGUUCCGUAUUAAGAAAAAUAGGAUGUGUUUUUGGCUGUUUAGUUAUGUUUGGUUUUAUUUGUUUGAUUAAGAGGUUUGAAGGGAAAAACAGGUUAUUCCCUAUAUUCAAGUGUUUCAAAUUGUUUGACUCCGAAUUUUGACUUUGUUUCUCUGGUUGGAGUCAACAAUUUUACGUUUGUAUUGACUAUAUAUAUAUAUAUAGUUUGAUUAUUAAUUA